This is a messenger RNA of Harpia harpyja (harpy eagle), 1515 nucleotides long. Its product is annotated as serine/threonine-protein kinase SBK1-like. The record is from RefSeq and is a predicted model, not a curated record. Gene Ontology annotation, biological process: peptidyl-threonine phosphorylation; peptidyl-serine phosphorylation. Lineage: Eukaryota; Metazoa; Chordata; Aves; Accipitriformes; Accipitridae. Gene Ontology annotation, molecular function: protein serine/threonine kinase activity; ATP binding.
CGGCGGGCGGGGGGCGCCGCUCUCCGCGCUCCGCUCCCUCCGCUCCUCCGGUGGCGGCGGCGGCGGCGGCGGGGGCCGCGGCAUGAGCCCGGCGGUGCGGGAGGCGAGCGGCGCGGCGCGGCCCCGCGCGGGGGGGCGGGCGGCGGCGGCGGCGGCGGCGGCUCCUCUCCCGCCGAGGACGGGGCGCGGCGGCUCGCCCCACCGCGCAGCCAUGAGCGCGGGUUCGAUUGAGCAAGAGCCGUCGCGCAAGCUGGCCUGCUGCGGGGUGCCCCUCAUCACCGAGGACAUGCAGUCCCUGGCCAUCCGCACCCUCUCGGGCACCGACAUCAGCAAGCACUACGACCUCAUCCGCGAGCUCGGCAAGGGCACCUACGGCAAGGUGGACCUGGUGUCCCACAAAAGCACAGGCACCAAGAUGGCCCUGAAGUUUGUCAACAAGAGCAAGACGAAGCUGAAGAACUUCCUGCGGGAGUUCAGCAUCACCAACACACUCUCCUCCAGCCCCUUCAUCAUCAAGGUCUUCGAUGUGGUCUUCGAGACCGAGGACUGUUACGUCUUUGCUCAGGAGUAUGCCCCCGGCGGGGACCUCUUCGACAUCAUCCCGCCACAGGUGGGGCUCCCCGAGGAGCUGGUGAAGCGCUGUGUGCAGCAGCUGGGCCUGGCCCUCGACUACAUGCACAGCAAGAGCCUGGUGCACCGGGACAUCAAACCGGAGAACGUCCUGCUCUUCGACCGUGACUGCCGCCGCAUCAAACUGGCCGACUUCGGCAUGACCCGCAAGGUGGGCUGCCGGGUCAAGCGCAUCAGCGGCACCAUCCCCUACACGGCGCCUGAGGUUUGCCAAGCCGGCCGGGCGGAGGGCUUCGCCGUGGACACCAGCAUCGACGUCUGGGCUUUCGGGGUGCUCAUCUUCUGCGUCCUCACCGGUAACUUCCCCUGGGAGGCGGCGGCGGCUUCCGACGCCUUCUUCGAGGAGUUUGUGCGGUGGCAGAAGGGGCGGCUGGGGGGGCUGCCCUCGCAGUGGCGACGCUUCACAGACAGCGCCCUGCGCAUGUUCCAGCGCCUGCUGGCCCUCGACCCCGAGAAGCGCUGUCCCGUCAAGGAGGUCUUCUACUUCAUCAAGUGCGACCUGAUGGCCGAGGUGCGGCGCCGACCCUCCUACCGCUCCCGCAAGCACGCCGGGGACAAGCUCCCUGCCGGUCCCCAUCGCCACGAGGCGGCCGGCUCCUGCACCCCCACUCCACUCAAGAGGACCGUCCUGACCGAAGGGAGCGGACCGCGUGGCUCCGAGCCGAGCGCGCCCCCCCCGGGGACGGCGAGCAGGACAGACGGACGGCAGGACAAAGGCAAAGGGCAGAUGGUCCUGGCCACAGCAAUAGAGAUCUGCGUCUGACGGCGCCGGGGCGGCAUGCGGCGGCCGCCCGUCCCGUCCCGUCCCCCGGCCUCGGGGAUGGGGGGUGUUGCUCGUGGUGGUGGCACGAGCCGGGACCAGGCUCCGGAUCUCCCAAAGCAAAA